UGCUGUCCCAGCAGGAGGAGGCGCUGCAGUACCUGCUGUACCCGCUGUCGUGUGGGACGCUGCCCCUGCCGCGGCUCUCUGUUGUGGUUGAGAACAAACCUGCCGCCGGCCGACAACAGACGCCCGUUGCCGUCGCCUUCAGUAAAUCCCUGCCAUCGCAUCUCCUUGUUAAGCCACUCUGACCGCGUGAUGCUCACAACGUUGACUGCGGAUGAGGUUCAUCCCGUCGCUGGAUGCCAGACUGCAGAUGAGGUUCAUCCCGUCACUGGAUGCCAGACUGCAGAUGAGGUUCAUCCCGUCGCUAGAUGCCAGACUGCAGAUGAGGUUCAUCCCGUCGCUGGAUGCCAGACUGCAGAUGAGGUUCAUCCCGUCGCUGGAUGCCAGACUGCAGAUGAGGUUCAUCCCGUCGCUAGAUGCCAGACUGCGGAUGAGGUUCAUCCCGUCACUGGAUGCCAGACUGCGGAUGAGGUUCUUCCCGUCGCUGGAUGCCAGACUGCGGAUGAGGUUCAUCCCGUCGCUGGAUGCCAGACUGCGGAUGAGGUUCAUCCCGUCGCUGGAUGCCAGACUGCGGAUGAGGUUCAUCCCGUCGCUGGAUGCCAGACUGCGGAUGAGGUUCAUCCCGUCGCUGGAUGCCAGACUGCGGAUGAGGUUCAUCCCGUCGCUGGAUGCCAGACUGCGGAUGAGGUUCAUCCCGUCGCUGGAUGCCAGACUGCGGAUGAGGUUCAUCCCGUCGCUGGAUGCCAGACUGCGGAUGAGGUUCAUCCCGUCGCUGGAUGCCAGACUGCGGAUGAGGUUCAUCCCGUCGCUGGAUGCCAGACUGCGGAUGAGGUUCAUCCCGUCGCUGGAUGCCAGACUGCGGAUGAGGUUCAUCCCGUCGCUGGAUGCCAGACUGCGGAUGAGGUUCAUCCCGUCGCUGGAUGCCAGACUGCGGAUGAGGUUCAUCCCGUCGCUGGAUGCCAGACUGCGGAUGAGGUUCAUCCCGUCGCUGGAUGCCAGACUGCGGAUGAGGUUCAUCCCGUCGCUGGAUGCCAGACUGCGGAUGAGGUUCAUCCCGUCGCUGGAUGCCAGACUGCGGAUGAGGUUCAUCCCGUCGCUGGAUGCCAGACUGCNUACAAAAAAAUGCUCCAUCCAUUUUAUGUGUCCGAAAAAAGUUUUUAUCUUGGCUGCCAGA
Messenger RNA from Hyalella azteca, 1171 nucleotides. RefSeq lists its product as uncharacterized. The annotation marks the transcript as partial. Lineage: Eukaryota; Metazoa; Arthropoda; Malacostraca; Amphipoda; Hyalellidae. The transcript is spliced from 2 exons. The record is from RefSeq and is a predicted model, not a curated record.